Sapajus apella (tufted capuchin) is the source of this 1045-nucleotide messenger RNA. It is a transcript of the gene LCN12, whose product is annotated as lipocalin 12. Lineage: Eukaryota; Metazoa; Chordata; Mammalia; Primates; Cebidae. Gene Ontology annotation, molecular function: small molecule binding. The record is from RefSeq and is a predicted model, not a curated record.
CCUGGGCACCACCUCUCCUGCCAGGCCUCAGGAGGGAGGCAGGGGGCGCGUCCCCUUGGGAGUGGCACCUGCCAGGUACACACAUAAAGAGGUGGGUCUGUGGUCACCCUGCCCAUAGCCACUUCUUCUCUCUGUCCCUGUGGGCCCGGCAGCUGCCAAGAUGAGGCCACCGUGCGGCCUGUGGCUUUGGCUCUCCUUGCUGAAAGUCCUUCAGGGCCAGACCCCAACGCCCCUGCCACUCCCUUCCCCGAUGCAGAGCUUCCAAGGAAGCCAGUUCCAGGGGGAGUGGUUCGUCUUGGGCCUGGCGGGCAGCAGCUUCAGGCCGGAGCACAGGGCGCUGCUGAGCCCUUUCACCGCCACUUUCGAGCUCAGCAAGGACGGCCGCUUUCAGGUCUGGAACGCCAUGACGCGAGGCCAGCGCUGUGACACAUGGUCUUAUGUGCUGAUUCCGGCCGCACAGCCCGGGCAGUUCACUGUGGACCAUGGCAGAGAGCCCGGGGCGGACAGAGAGGAGACCUGGGUGGUGAAUAGCGACUACACCCAGUUCGGGCUGAUGCUGUCUCGCAGACACACGGGCAGCCUGGCCGUCCUCAGGAUCAGCCUGCUGGGCAGGAGCUGGUUCCUGCCUCCCGGGACACUGGACCAGUUCAUCUGCCUGGGCAGAGCUCAUGGCCUCUCGGACGACAACAUCGUCUUCCCAGAUGUGACUGGUAAAGGGCUCGCCUGCAGCAGGUGGGCAGUGGGCACCGGGCCUGCCAGAAUGAGGGUUGACCCUAGAGGGGCUGGACCUGGGGUCUGCCCAUGGAGCUCCUCAGCCUGCACUCAGGGGUCUCAAGGCUCCUGGGUCCCUGCCCUCAACCCAGGUUCUAAGCCACCUCCUCCCAGCCUGGGUCCCCUAUCCUAGUGACCUUCUUCCCUCACCCAGCCCUGCUUACAAAGAGCUUGGGUGUCAUCCCAGGUGGUGUCCUGGGCCUCAGCAACCUGCCCCGGGUGGCCGCCCCAGCCUGGCCACUCAGAGAGCCUUGGCUGCCAAGGCUUGACUCUU